Messenger RNA from Cyprinus carpio (common carp), 2145 nucleotides. RefSeq names its product nuclear FMR1 interacting protein 1 (gene nufip1). The record is from RefSeq and is a predicted model, not a curated record. Gene Ontology annotation, cellular component: nucleus. Gene Ontology annotation, molecular function: RNA binding. NCBI's taxonomy places the organism in Eukaryota, Metazoa, Chordata, Actinopteri, Cypriniformes, Cyprinidae. Gene Ontology annotation, biological process: box C/D snoRNP assembly.
GCGUCAUCUAGCGUCAGCGCGUUCAGCGCAGGGCGGAAGUGACGUAAAGUGAACGCGCACGCACGUGUGUAGCGCAGCAUGUUUCUGCAGCACAUGUUUGUGUUUAUGUGACUGUAAGAACGCUGAUCGGAACCACGUGGAAAGAAGAAGAAGAGAAGAAGAAUCAUAUCGGAACCGGACUGAAACUCGAGCGGCGCUGUGUCGGUCAUGACGGGGGAGCACGAGCGGUAUCCGCCGCCGAACUUCAGCGCAGCAGCGGAGCCUCCGGCGGCGCGUCACUGGAGCGGCUCCACACUGCAGAGCAGCCGCAGGUUCGAGGCGUCCCGAGACUGGAGCUGGACUCAACCGGCACAGACCGGACCCCAGCAGCCGCAGCAGUACGCAGGUGCUCUUCAUCAUCGCUAUCCUCCGCCUCCUCCUCAGGGCUGGCGGGGCUCAGCGCAGCAUCACUGGGGUAGAAAGAAGCAGCAGAGAGAGCCGGAGUUCAGUCAUUUCUGUGACACGUGUGACCGAGGCUUCAAAACUGGAGACAAGUACGAUGAACACAUCUCACAGCACGUGAAGUGCUCUGUCGAGGACUGUCUCUUCAGUGCGCACGAGAAGCUGGUGAAGAUCCACUGGAGAAACAAUCACGCUCCAGGAGCCAAGAGGAUCAAACUGGACACCGCAGAGGACAUCGCCAGAUGGAGAGCAGAGAGACGCAGAAACUACCCAACGCUGAGAAACGUAGAGAAGAAGCUGAAGCUGAUGGAGGUGAAGGAGCAGCGAGGAGACGUGCUGGAGACGGCUCAGUUCAGUCGUAUCAGGAGCGGCGGUAGGGGACGAGGAUCUGACCGCUGGAGAUGUGAAGCGUCCCGUCACACGAGCUCUGAGACGGAUCUGAAGCGGCCGCACCAGGACAGUGACCCUCUCGCGGCUCUCGUCUGCAGUGACCCCGAGUCUGAUAAGGACGAGUCUGUUCAGGAGACGCAGACUGGACUCACUGUCGCCCCCAAGAGCGUGACCUCUGCCCUCGGGUCACUGAUGUCCAGCUACGGGGAUGAUAUGACCUCCAGCGAGAGCGAAGCAGACACAGACGACGCUCCAGUGCUGAGAGUCAGUCAGGCUCUAGAGGAGAAUAAGACACUCCUGAAUCAUCCUCCACUUCCUGUCCAGAGGAUCCCAGCGCCACACGAGGAGAAACACACACACACACCACAGCAAUCCCAUCAUGCCCCGGCCGGCAGAGGACGCGGUCGAGGGGCGAGAGGAGGAAGAGGCGGGAGAACCUCUAACCCUCCUGCAACACAGAGACAUCGAGCAACACUACUGGAGAUGCUGCUGGCUCCUGAUAUCCGUCACGAGAGGAACGUGGUUCUGCAGUGUGUCCGUUUCAUCGUCCGCUGCGGGUUCUUCGGUCUGGCUGCUAAAGACUCUCAUGAGAUCAGUGUGUCUGUGAACACAAACCCUGAGCGAGCGUCAGAUCCUCAGAUCGUCCAAUCACAAGAGCCCGGCUGUGACACGAGCGCUGGUGAAAACACGCGUGUGAAGGAGAGUCCGGAGCGGCGCAGUGUGUUCCAGCAGCUGUUCGCUCAGCAGUUAGUGUGUGACGAGGCUGAAGAAACACACUCCUGAUGUCAGACGCUCACUAACUCAAUUUCUUUCUUUUUUUUUUUCACUUGUUAUUUUUAUUUACUGAUCAUGUGUUUGGUCUUUCAGAAGAAAAGACUCAAAACUAAUGAAUGGAUAUGAGCUAGUUUGAUCUGUAUUUGAGCUCAGACGCAGUAAAUAAAGCGGUGUGUGUGAAUCUGUGACCUGCAGCUGCUCAUGUGUCACGUUCAUCCAGGAUCAGACCUCCUCCUCAUCUUCAGAUCAUGCCGAUCCUGACAAAACAGUGCCUUUUUAUGAUGCAGUCAAAUAAUUAUGAACUAUACGGGCUGUGAAUUUGUUCCCUGGUAACUUUUUGUAAUGUUUUAUUAACAUUAGUUAACAUGAACAAUGAAAAACACAUCUAAAUCAUUUUAUAAUAGUUAAUGCUCAUUCCAACAUUUACUAAUAAACUGUUAAAAACUUGUAUCUGGUAAUAUUAUUUAAUAGACUGGAGCAACAUGAUAUUAUUAUGAACAGCUGUGUGUGUGUGUUUAAUAAAGCUAACAUCAACAAAGA